AUGUCGGCCUCUUUCGAUCCAGCUAGUGUCAAUCUCGACGAGGCUGACCCAACUCAGAUUAUCUGCUACUUGCAACGAGGAGAGAAUGAUUACGAUGGUCGCAUCGGAGCUCGAGUUUCAGCUCUUUUCGUGAUUCUGAUAGUUUCAUCUGCAGCGACCUUCUUCCCAGUCCUCGCAGCACGCGUCAAAUGGCUACGGAUCAACAUCUAUGUAUACCUGUUCGCUCGAUACUUUGGUGCUGGUGUUAUCAUCGCAACAGCUUUCAUUCAUCUCCUUGACCCAGCAUAUGCAGAGAUAGGUCCAAAUACUUGUGUUGGAAUGACUGGACAUUGGGCCGACUACGCCUGGUGCCCUGGUAUUGUCCUGACAUCAAUCAUGCUUAUCUUCCUGAUGGAUUUCGGCGCAGAGCAAUACGUCGAUCACAAAUACGGCUUUGCACACGGUCCCGCCAUCGAGAGCGUUAUCACCGAUCGACCUGGCCAAACUGAAGGAGGAACACACGUCCAUACGACCAAUGCAGCGCACCCUCGUACGCAAUCCAUUACACACAACCAACUCCACUCCGGCGACCAAGACGAGAACUUCCACGACCAAAUCGCAGCAGCACAAGCGCAGAAGGACCUCCCCAAGAAGGAUUUCGACGAUUCUGAGAAAGCCUCUCCCGCACCGUCCGUCAAUGAAGUCAUCGAGCGCUCCUUCCGUCAACAAAUCGCUGCGUUCCUCAUUCUCGAGUUCGGUGUAAUCUUUCACUCUGUCAUCAUUGGUCUCAAUCUCGGAACUACUGGCUCAGAAUUUAGCACUUUGUACCCCGUUCUAGUCUUCCAUCAGUCAUUCGAGGGCCUGGGAAUCGGUGCGAGAAUGUCGGCUAUUCCUUUCCCCAAGCGACUGCACUGGCUCCCUUGGUUCCUCUGUACAGUAUAUGGUCUCACUACCCCAAUUGCUAUUGCUAUUGGAUUGGGAGUUCGCAAUACGUAUAAUGCUGGGAGCACAACGGCGAAUAUCAUCAGUGGUGUGCUGGAUGCGAUCUCAGCUGGUAUCUUGAUCUACACUGGGUUGGUGGAAUUGCUUGCUAGGGAUUUCUUGUUUAAUCCUGAGUUGUCCCGGAGCUCGAAGAGACUGACGUUUAUGAUUUGCUGUGUCUUGCUUGGCACGGCUUUGAUGGCAUUGCUUGGGAAGUGGGCCUAG
Messenger RNA from Cadophora gregata, 1185 nucleotides. RefSeq names its product high-affinity Zn(2+) transporter zrt1 (gene ZRT1). Bases 1 to 1185 code for a protein of 394 amino acids. Gene Ontology annotation, cellular component: plasma membrane. The transcript has 3 exons. Lineage: Eukaryota; Fungi; Ascomycota; Leotiomycetes; Helotiales; Ploettnerulaceae. Gene Ontology annotation, molecular function: high-affinity zinc transmembrane transporter activity. Gene Ontology annotation, biological process: zinc ion import across plasma membrane. The record is from RefSeq and is a predicted model, not a curated record.